This is a messenger RNA of Seminavis robusta, 1612 nucleotides long. The record is from the annotation of a GenBank genome assembly. Lineage: Eukaryota; Bacillariophyta; Bacillariophyceae; Naviculales; Naviculaceae.
GUUUACUUUAAAGAUUUUUAUUAGCUAGUUGGCGCGCCGAAGAAUGUUGUACAUGUCCGCUUUCAUCGCACACUUUGUUUGAACUCUGAUCCGUCGGUGCACUUUUUUCUCCUCACUCGAAGAUGGCGGAGGCAAAGCUUCAAAAGCUCCACACGGCUGGAGUGAAGUCGGAGCAGUCCGCUUCCAAACUAGCCGCUUUCGUAUCAUCAUUUCGACGUGGCGACGCAAUCGUUAGACUGAACAUGACGCGCUCUUCUGUUGCACGAUCGGCAACAAGUGCGACGUUGUCCACCAAUGCCAUCGCCACUUCUCGUCUCCAGAACGACAAAGGCACAGACACUGUCGCGUUUUCGGCUACUAGUACUUCUGACAAUGGCGACGCUGCGAUUCGAAUGGUGGCAGGCGGACCUUUGGAUUUUGGACCCUCCUCCAUCACUUCUCCGCCGCCUCGACGUGCCGAUGCGCCUUUUUCGCCUUUUGCUGGAAGGGACUUGACCUUGCCGCUCACGAUGAAAGAGAACGCAGCGAAUGUUUCUUUGCGGGCGUUGGCUGGACGAAAGCGAGACUAUGCUCCGACGGCUGCAGACCAAUCGUAUCGCCAUUGCGCCACGACCAGUCAAUCCACUCCUAGUACUGUAACUCCCGUUGCCGUGUCUGUUUCUCCUCUUGACAGCGAUUCUCUCGAGGCAGGCAUUAGCGACGAAGAAAUGAACAUCUUGCGCGAGUGGCAUCUUGCUCACGACAAACCCAACGAUCCACCACUCACUCGCGUGAAGCAAGAGACGAACCAUUCCACGACCAAGCUCUCCCCGAGCAAGCGCCAAAAGUUGAGCGCCUCCAUCUGCACCACGCCCAUCAAGAGCAAUCGAAAGGACAAAAGCAAUGGCGGUGAAACUGUACAUGGAAACGCCAAUCAUGGGGACCAUCAACGUCAAGCUGUUGUCAAAGAUCCUGUUUUCGGAUUCUGGUACGACCCGGACGACGGUGCAAAGCAAUGCUCUAUUCAUAGCCCGACUGUUCUUGUGAAGAAAGCAGGUACUACUACUCCAAUGGCACCCCGUUCCAUGAGCCACAACGCUCAUGCUGGGAUGACACUAGCAACAUCCAGAGUUCAGCAGCAGCCAUGGCAAUCGGUCCCGUUGUACCCUCAGGAGCGGGCCAGGGAGUAUUGGGUGCUGCAGGCUAGCUACAUGUUCCAACAGGCGGAACAAAUGAUGCGCUAUGCCGAGAACCACUAGCUAGCCGCGAUGUGUUUCUUUGGGUCCGGAUAGAUGACUUUGCUUGUUUGCAAGUGGUACGAGUCGAGUCAAGUCUGCAGCAGAACUCAUCCUUCCAAGGUAGAAGGUGCUGUUUCCCACCAUUCAAAGGCUCUCUCUUGCGGCACCAGAGACAGAAGAGCUACUACGAUAUAUGACUGUAUUAUUAUGGAUAACCAGGCAACCACAGGGACUGAGACUGUGAAGAGCUACGGUUGUACUUCAAAUAAUGUAGAUAAAAAUGUGUUUUGUCUGAUUGGAUCAUGUUAUAGAGUUUUGUUAUGAGCUAAUGGUACAUUCAAAGUUAUGGAAUAGCAUUGAUUGGAUCAUUUUUAUAUAGUUGUGUUAUAAGCUGU